GAUGGUUCAGCUGCCUCCUGCCUUCAAGUUAAUCACUUGAUCGUGUCAUUUCGGCCCAUCAAAUCCUUUACUAACAAAAUGAUAAAAUCAGUUGGUUGUCUAUUGAUGCUCCGUAGUCGGUAGGAUUUUGUUUGCCGACUACCACUGUGCUGCCUGAAUGACCGAGAGAGAGUCUGGAGUCUGGACUUUUAUCACUGGAAAAUGGGGUCUGGACUCAGGAGUCUCACCUCACACCUGACCUACUAACAAGUACUAGCUUAGAGUUUGGACAUUUGGUGCAGACGUGCAGUUCGGAGGCAGCUUGCGACCAUUUCUUUUUCGGUUUUUCAUGGAAUACAAAACUGGUACUUUCGUAGAUUUUAGCAAAGCUGAGGUUAAUAUUGAUACCACUCCAUCUUACCUUACGCAAGUUGUUCUAUUUUAAUGGGGCGUAACCCCACCAUAGUCUUCGUCUUCAUAGUCGACCAAAGGCCACACAACAUCUCUCUCUCUCUCUGCAACGAUCUGUGCCCAGGUUAUUAGAACUUUUACUCAACCUUGAAUAUUCUUCUUCUUCUACACCUUCAGAAGCUAUAAUCGUUCAUGCUACUCUGUUGCGUUUCUUUUCUGCAAGCAGAAUUCUCCAGAAUAACGGUUAAAGGACAGUAGUCUUUCCACUUCGUGGGAGAAGGAGGAGCAAGAAUAAGGGGGUUAGUGUUAAGCUUUUCCUUCUAUGGCGGAAAUUGUUGGGCCUCGGUUGUACAGUUGCUAUAAUUGCCGAAAUCAUGUUUCGCUUCACGAUGACGUUAUUUCUAAAGCAUUUCAGGGGAGAAAUGGUCGGGCCUUUCUGUUCUCCCAUGCAAUGAACAUAGUUGUGGGGCCCAAAGAGGACCGGCAGCUGAUGACAGGGCUUCAUACUGUUGCCGAUGUCUACUGUUCUGACUGCCGUGAGGUGUUGGGUUGGAAGUAUGAACGGGCUUAUGAGGAAACACAGAAGUACAAGGAAGGGAAGUUCAUACUUGAGAAGUCGAAGAUUGUAAAGGAAAACUGGUAGCUUUCAUGUGGUCGUCUUGUUCAUCUGUUCUAAUAGUGAUGUAUCAAGCUUUGUGUAGCACAACUUCCUCGGCAUGCAUGCCCACCAGAAAUUAUUGGGUUGAAAUAUUCUUGUGCUCUACAUUAUAUUUGCUUUGACCAAGUGCUUCAACCAUCUAAUCUGCUUGAAGCUUCCCAGAUGUGUUAUCAGGAGAACUUCAUAUACUUAAAUGGUGAUGCAGUUAAAUGGAAUCAUCACCUGUUAAGAGCUCUUGUGCAAAUGAUUUUAUUUGCCAGGUUCUCUUUGCAAUAGAACUCUCUGCCUUUCAGAUAUAGAACUGCAUCAUCUUCUCAUCUCGCUGCAAUUGCCUGAUGCUUUAAAUAUAAGUUUCAAACUUGAAAGUUUUUCUUCAUUUGUAUAUGUAAAUAUUUGUAGUAUGGGCGAAUUUCAUUUUUUUUGGAAGUGUUUCAGAUCUGAAGUUCUCUACCUGGUACAACUUCUUGUUAGUUUAUUUUAACAAAUAGCACAAUGUAAAGACUGAAGAAUGGAUCCUGCUUCUAUUGGAUUAUCAGUAUUUUAGACUUUUACGAGGUUUUCUGUGUAGUCAUUAUAAGCCAAUGAUAUUUUCUACCAUUUUUGUGCCAA
Messenger RNA from Nelumbo nucifera (sacred lotus), 1657 nucleotides. NCBI's taxonomy places the organism in Eukaryota, Viridiplantae, Streptophyta, Magnoliopsida, Proteales, Nelumbonaceae. The record is from RefSeq and is a predicted model, not a curated record.